This is a messenger RNA of Cryptotermes secundus, 13193 nucleotides long. RefSeq lists its product as uncharacterized. Lineage: Eukaryota; Metazoa; Arthropoda; Insecta; Blattodea; Kalotermitidae. Gene Ontology annotation, biological process: protein phosphorylation. Gene Ontology annotation, molecular function: protein kinase activity; ATP binding. The coding region runs from base 265 to 12174 and encodes 3969 amino acids. The transcript has 15 exons. The record is from RefSeq and is a predicted model, not a curated record.
UGUGAAGCUUGACGUUUAUAUGCGUGUCCGAUUUACGUAAUUAUUGUGUCGUAUUUGUUGUAUACGAAGUGACUUGAAGCUCAGAUAUUUAUAGUUUUAUGUGUGUAAUAUCACAGUGUGUUUGUUAUCUUAGUAGCACCAAUGAGCUUUCGUUUCACAAUCGAUGAAGUUUUGCAGGCAAAAUUGUUCUCCAAGACAGUUUGUUGCUAUAUUCAGGUGAUAUUUCACUUCGACACCAAUUUGCUGCAAUGAAUUCGCAAACGAAUGAAAUAUCUUGAAACGUCACAUUCUAUAACCAGGAUUAUGGAAAACGGCUGGCAUUUUGUUGCGUUAUACUUUGGAUUACUGUUUCUCAAGUUAUGCGGAGGAUUUCCCAUGGAUUUGGAUUCAGCUGAUGGGCCGAAUGUGACGGUAUGGACAGCCCUUACGCCGCUUCUUGCCGCAGCGUUCCUGGUCACUUCGGUGGUUGUGCUGCUGGGGUGCGUCUGCUGUCGCCAGAGAAAGGGCUUCCAGGAAUUCACAGACAGCACAUCAAGCCACAGUCUCUCUGGAACAGGAGGGUAUGUGAAUUCUGUUGCCUCCACCACUGAAUUCACAAUAUUCCCUCCAACACACACAGUCGUCACCAGUGCCUCGUCAUCAAACCAGCUGUCAGUUCCAGGAGAUAGAUCGUCUGUUGUUCGGUUUGAGCCUCUGCCAGACAUUCGCCUGCCACAGCCUCACAGUAGACGUCCUGCAGCAUUCAACAGUGCAGUCACCCAUGGGCUGUCUUCACAGGACUGGUUUCAAGAUCCUCACGUGAAUUUCCCAAGGCAGCAGUUGAAAUAUCUGCGUGAGUUGGGUCGUGGCUGGUUUGGAAGAGUGGUGGAAGGGGAAGCUCAAAACAUUGUUCCCGAACAGAAAACUAGCAAAGUGAUGGUGAAGAUUCUGCAUGAAGAUGCGACAACGACUGACCAGAUGUAUUUCCUGCAUGAGGUGAAACCGUACCGGGAGCUGAAUCAUCCCAACAUCCUGAAACUGCUAGGUCGAUGCUUGGAGACUGAUCCGUUUCUGAUUUUACUGGAGGCAUGCCCCGGUGGUGAUUUGAAAAGUUUCCUGUCCCAGAACAUCGCCACAGCGGAGGCUCUGAACCAACAGGGUGUCACCUUGCAGAUGUGUUGCAACAUUGCAUCAGGCUUGCUCCAUAUGCACAACAAUGGAUUUGUACAUACAGAUCUGGCUGCCCGUAACUGCCUUGUAACCCCAGAUUUAUUAGUCAAAAUUGGUGACUAUGGAACUGGCAUCGAAACAUUUAAAGAGGAUUACUACUGCGCAGGAGAAGUGGCAUUGCCGAUCCGGUGGUGUGCGCCAGAGACCUUGCAUUGCACAGAUACUACAAUUGAAACAAAAGAAGUGACAGCGAGUGCGAACGUAUGGAGCCUGGGCGUUGUACUAUGGGAGGUUUGCGAGUUUGGAAAGUUACCAUAUUCAGAUCUGAAUGACGAUGAGGUGAUUGUAAAAGUGCUGGGGGAAGGCACCUUACGUCUGGGCUUGCCAUCUCUGCCUUGUCCUCAGAGACAGAAUCUGUACCUGCUAAUGAAACUGUGUUGGAGUUGUAUGUUGGAGCGGCCUCCAUUGCUGCAAGUUCACUCAAUGCUGAACCACCUGUACAAGAGCCAGGAACGCUUUGGGCAAGAUGGAGACAGCUCAAGCCUAACAUCAGAUGAAGACUUCGAGCGCCGCUGGGACAUGUUUAAGCCCAAUUCAAUUCCAAAAAGAGAUAAUCACAUAACAUCACCUGAGAACACUCCUGUUGUGCAGUCUUCAUCUCAAUCUCCAGGUGUCACCAGUACCAGAAUUCUUCCAUGUGAAGAGACACCCUUGCAGCCGGAAGAAGACAGCGUACUUCAGAGGAAGUCACUGAUUUUUCCCCAAGCUGCAUUUGAAAGUGCAGUUAUAACACAAGAUUCAGGAAACUUGGUCACAGAAGGAACCAGCAUUACUCCCCUGACAACAUCACCACAGCCAUCUUUGGCUAGCAGUACUGGGGGUGAGUUCUUCAUAGCAUCUCUUCAGCAACGACAUAAGUCACCAAGCCUACAGAAUCUUCGAGGGUCUAUAGAUGAUCUCAGUGAAUGCACCAUUGAGGUUACAGACACUACAGAUUGGCAGAAACAGGAUGAAGUAGAUCAUGUUUCAGAUGCUGUUGAAGAAAAGGCAAAUGAAGGAAGUAUACUGAAUGAGGAAAGUGAAGAAAAAGAGGUUAAAGAAAUUGUUACACUGGAACCUGACCUUGAUUCUUGGCUGGAAGGUGUAGAAACCGCUAAUGAAGAAGAUGCAAAGUUUGUUCGCAAAAUAAAUGAGGCAAUUCGAGAUCUGGAUAAUGCUUUGGCACUGGAAAACACAUCAUCCUCAUCUUCUGAAGCUUCUAGUAAGUGUGCUUCCCAUCAGAGUCCUUCCAGAGACACAGCUGCAGACUUCAGACUUGGUCGCACAGAUUCUGGCAUGUCAUCGGAUGACAAGGAGAUGAUAUUUCAGCCAGACAGUCUUCAAGAUGACAGUUACAUCGAUAAUGUUAAGUCCACACAUGUAGAAAACAGAGCGACAGAUUCUGGGACUGACACUGAAGAUGAAAUGUGGAGGAGAAGAAUUGAGCGAGGCGAGUUUUCAGAGAAGGUAAAGGAGAAAUCAAGGUCAGUUGCAGAUCUUAUGGUGCUAACUCACAUAGAGUGCAGUGAUGGCAGUGAUUCAGACUCGCCAUCCCUAACCUGGAGUUUUGAACGCAGUUCAAAUGGAUGUGGUUCCUUUACUACUAGAGCAAGACCGGGAUCAUUUAGAAAGAAUAUUUCCACUGUUUUCAGCAGUGAGAGUAAUAUCCAUGGUGCUGUUUUGGGCGAGGAAUUCAAAGACACACUGAAGAAACUCCAUGAAGCACAGAGGGAAUGUAACAAAUCAUCAAAGUCUUGGUCUGUUAUAGGUUCUUUGCCGCUUCAGAGGUUUGAUGAAACAAAAUGUAUUCAUUCAGAGGACUGCAGUGAGCAGUCUGCCAAUCCUGACAGAAGCAAGAAUUUUUUAGUCAUUGAUGCCUCGGAAGAAAUAAAUAAAGUAAAUCGUGUGGUGGAGAUAACGACAACUGAUGAUAAACCCCCAGUGAAUGAAACAGUAUUAUCGUGUCCCAGCAUAUCUGUUCAUAUAUCACAUAGUGAUUUAGGAGCCAGUACAGAAAUUGUGUGUGACAGAGUAGGGAAAAACAUUGGUAUUAAUGUUGAAAAGUGUGUAUCCUGUUACAGUCAAGUGCCUGAGGGAAAUUGUGCGUGUAGUUCAGUAAUGACACCUCUGUGCCAGGACUAUAAAACUAAAGUUAUAGGUAGUGAAGCAAUUAAUAACUCCGAUCAUGCUGCACUAUCUGGUGAUAUUCCUCCUGAACAAACUGUAAAAAGUAUGAAUGAUGAUGUGCCUCAGAAAUAUGUGAUAGAAUCAUCAAUAGGUAAUGUACAGAGUAGUGUGUGUCACACUGAAGUGCCCACGCAUGAGUGUGUGUCCCACCAAUAUUUGUUUAGUUGUCAGCCACACAGUAGCUCAGGUCUUAGUUUAGUAGCUUCAGAUGGUGCUUUUGGGGACAGUUUUUGUAGAAACGCAAGUGAGGACACUGAAAAUGAUUUUCUCACACAUGAAUAUAAGGAAUCAGGUCCAUUGCCUCUGUUCAUAAGUAAUCCUCGUUGUCCUCAUAGUAAAGUACUAGUUUCUGAUUCUUCGCUUCCCACCAUAAGUGGUGUUUUGGAUUUUGGUAAUGUAUUUCAGAACUUCUCUCCAAGCAAGACAUUGAAUUCUGAUACACAUCGCCAGUCGAUAGAUAGGUCUUGCAGGAGCAGUGAUGAUGUGUCAGCCUCUGCCACAUCUUUAGAGUCAUUCCAUUUUUCCCCUGUGAAUAAUAACAUUUCAGAUGGACAGGAGAUUGUUAGUGGUACUGAGAGAGCCCUUGAAGUACUGAAUCCUUCAUGUAAGCCAUUAUCAGUACCUAGUUCCAGUGAUGCAGCUGAUGUAACUGUAGUGUCAGCCAUGGAUGCAAUACCUGGCCUCAGCCUGAAGGAGAACAAACAAGGGGGCAUAGUGCAAAGUGUAGUUUCAGAUUUUAUUCCUUCAGUAGUGCUUGGGCCAUGUGAAGAAUACACACUGGAUUAUUUCAAGGGACUGAAGACAACAUCUGGUUAUGGGUUAGCAAAGAACAUCUCAAUAAGCCCUGAAGACAUAUCACAGCAUUUAGAGAACAAUUCAGAUGAAAAAUUAGAAAAAGCCGCUUUAAAUUCUAAGCAAAUGGAAUUAUUUAUGGAUUACAAUAUCGACUUAUGGGACAGACAUCUUUCUACUGCCUUCCAGGAACAUGAAGCCGAGCCUUAUUUUUUCGAUGACAUCACAUUUACCUCAGGAGGAGACACCUUAGGUGUUGGUGAUGAUGAUGAUGAUGAUGAUGAUGAUGAUGAUCAGCCAGGGAUCAGCAGGCUUGCACAUACCCCAAACACCAGCUGUGAGCAAACACUGUUAGAUCAUGGAACUAAGGAAAUGAACUCAGCUCUUCAAAAUCGAGAUAUCUUUGAUUUGGAAAAUUCACAAAGUUGUGAAAGUAGUGAAGAUGAGCUGGUCAGCAAAACAGCAGUUAAUAAAGGAACUGAAGACGGUGUUGAUUCUGCUGUGACACCCAAUCUCUUGAAAGAUACAAGUGAAUCUACAAUUGAUGGAGAAGUAUUUCGUCAGAAAUGUUCAGUCAAUUUUGAGAAUGGUCGUGGUAAUGUUUUAAAUUUUCUGGAAGAUUCCCAGACCAGUGAACGUUGUGAUCAAACAUUUAAACAUUUAGACCAUGAAAAAGUGGACACCAGUGCAGUAAUUCCAAACUUUAAAGAAAGGAUGGACAGUGACAGUGAGGUAGUGUGUGACUUGAUGGAAGAUACAAGUGUGAGUACCACAGUUCAUUCCCGCAGCAAAAAAGAAACUUGUGAAAAUGAAUGUAAUGUUGAGGGUAUUUUAGAAGGAAGCAGGAAUGUACUUACUGUUCAUAAUUUGCCACUUAUUCAAGAAAAGCUAAAUAUGUCUGGACUCUGUAUUCCAAGUUUGAACUUCAUUGCUGCUACUCCUGUCCCUUCUGGAAGAAACACACCAGAAAUCGUAACUGAAGAGAGCAUUGAAGUUUCUAACAAACAAAUUGUUGUUAAUUCACUUGACAAAGCAGAAGAUCAGGUAUUGUUUACUUCAAAAGAAACAUUUAUUAAUGAAGGAAGUGAACAAGAAAUUAAAAUUCUGUUGGUCUCGCAACCAGCCUCUGAAACUGCAGUUCGUCCAACACCAAAUGAAAAACUUAAUCUUGAAAAUUCAUCUGGUGAAGUUAUUUCAUUUAGUGAACUUUGUGUUGAUGGUUGCAGCAUUGCAUCAGAGACUGACUCUUUUACAUUAAUUGACACAAGACCUUUGAAAAGUAUGAUCAGUACUGAAAAAAGUGAAGUGAAUUCUGAAGUGGAACUUAUUUGCCCAGAUAUAUUAUUCAGUGUACCAGAAAGCCAUGAUGAGAUAUCAGAAUAUCAUGAAAUAGAAUGUAAAGAACACAGCUUGUCUGAGGAUGACAUGUGUUCAGUGUCUCCUGGAUGCAUUUCAAAGCAUGGAUUGGAAGUCUCAUUAAGUACAGGUUCACAGAAUAUAGAAGCAACUGUCAGUAGCAACAGCCCUACUUCAGGGUCUCCUGGACACAUUGCAGAAUGUGGAUUGGAAGUCUCAUUAAGUACAGGUUCACAGAACACAGAGGCAACUGUCAGUAGCAACAUCCCUACUUCAGGGUCUCCUGGACACAUUGCAGAAUGUGGACUGGAAGUCUCAUUAAGUACAGGUUCACAGAACACAGAGGCAACUGUCAGUAGCAACAUCCCUACUUCAGAGUCUCCUGGACACAUUCCAGAAUGUGGAUUUGAAGUCUCGUUAAGUACAAGGUCACAGAACAGAGAGGCAACUCUCAGUAGCAACAUCCCUACAUCAGGGUCUCCUGGACACAUUGCAGAAUGUGGAUUUGAAGUAUCAAGUUCAGAUUCACAGAACACAGAGAAAACACCCACUAACAAAAUUCUUACUUUAUCACGUUCCAACACUGAAAUUUUGAAAUGUGGAAAGGAUUCAUUUUCAUCUGACCCACAAACCACUAUAGUCCCAAAAUUCAAACUUCACGAAGAAGGAAAUAAUUUACCUGUUACUACAGAAAAUGGUUCCUAUAUUAGCCCAAAAACCAAACCAUCUUUCCAAAAUGCACCAAACAAAGUAGUUGGAGCCAUUGAAGGACAUCUACUAUCAGACAAACAGAACAGACCUCUUUCAUCAGAUCUGUUUACUGUGGAAAUUGGGGAGGGCAAUGAACCGUCAGGUUUAAACCACUUUAGUUCUGAAGAAGCUAAUUUAAUACCUGAAAAUUUGAAGUACAGCCAGUCUCCUAAUGUGGAUUCAAGUCUUUUCAAGUGGAGUGCUGAAGAGAACAGUAAUUGUUGUGAACUAGAAAGAGAAGACCUGAAACACAUUCAAUAUCCUGAUACUGUCAGUGAUGUUCAUGAGUUGGACUUGAAAGAGAAUUCUGUCUUGGAAGGGUCUUGCUUCAUGCAAGCUGGUACAGAAACUCCUGGCAUUGCUGGACACAUUUCUAGGCCAGACACUGAGCACUGCAAUGAAAAAAUUUACUUGAAUUUAACAGAUAGUUUAGGAGCCGUUGAAACAACACACACAAAAUUUCCCAACUCUGGAGAAGACAUCUUCAGUGUCAAAGAGACAAACAGUAAAUAUCAUUGCUCAGAAACUUCUAAUUAUAAAUAUAUACCUAUUCAGCCAAUAGAAAUUAAUGAUCCUGAUUUUGAAACAGAUGUUUUGAAACCGUGUGUGAAGGAAACAAAAGAAACAUAUGUCUCACAUGGCUUCAGUUAUGGGCAAGUAUCUAUGAGACCAAUAGAGAUUAAUCCUCCAUCACCUGACUUUACAGCAACUGUAGAAAAAAUAAAUGAAGAUUCUAAGUUUCUGGAUUAUGAACAAGUUCCCUUGGAGCUGGUAGAAGAAAAACUGUUUGAAAUUGGUAAUCAUGGCCAAGUCAGUGCAGAAACUAAAGAGAUAUGUGACCUAGAUCUUAGAAAUUGUGAACAGGCAUCCAAAGAAGUUGUAGAUUUAAUUCAUACCUUGCCAUCUGAUGUUUUCAGUGAGAAAGAGGCAAACAGGGUUGUUGCUGCUGUUGAUUUGUGGAAACAGGAUGAAUCUGACAGUAGCAUUCGCAUACUGAUGGAUGAUUUUUUGCUGGAGGAGAGGUUAGCAUGUGGACUAACUGCAGCUGGAUUGGAUGUGAAGAGAGAGGAAAGUUCAGCUGGUGAGGAGGAAGAUUAUGGUGAAGGCUUUGGACUCGAUGUAGUGAAACACUCAACACCAGAUGAUGAACGCAGUAGCGAUUCUGGUUUCAGAGACAAGGGAAGUCUCAGUGAGAGCUGUGAGGAAGCCUGUGAUGAGAAAUAUAACCUUGAGGACAUUGAGGCAGAGCUGGAGGACACGUUCAAUAAGGGAGGCUUCAAUUAUGUUGAGAAACAUGGUGAUGAAGAACUGGGUGACAGAGCACUUGAAGAUCAGCAGAGAAAGUUGUCUCAUUCAUCAUUCAACUACACUGAGAGACCUGAAGAUGAAGAUCUGAAAGAAAUCAGAGGCACAGCGCUACCAAUCAGGAGUUCUGAUGAAAUAGCACACAGCAUAGAAGACCUUGAGUAUCUUGAUAGCGUACAUGAAAAGAAUAGCAAUGAUAAACCAGUGGAAGGUAAACAGAUAAUAGAUGUAGACACCUUAGAGAAUGCUGAAAGUGAUAAAGGGAAAACUAGGUCUUUUGGAGGCUUCAUUGAAUUUGAAGUCAAAGAUCAAUUGAAGCCAGAAUACUGUGAGUCAUGUGGUUCAGACUUUAUGAAACAAGUCCCUGAAUUGAUCAGACCUGAAUUUGAUGUAAAUAAUCAUGAUGAUGCUUCAAAAGGAUUUCAGCAGCAUGAACUUGUGACUAUGACUGAUGACUUUCUUAAUGCUGUGUUGCCAGUAAAAUCAUGUGAAGACUUAGACUCCAGUACUAUGAAUUGCAUGUCUGUAAAUCAAAUAAACGAAUUUCUGGGCUCAAAUAGAGAACCUCAGAAUGCAGAAUUGUUGAAUUAUGAAACUAUUUCGGGUCAACAGCAAAUUUUAACAGACUCAAAUGUGAUGGAACAGUUUUCUGUAGAUAACAACCAAAGCAGGUAUCCUGUAACUAUUCCUGGAAGUGAUGCCAACAUAAUUUCUUUAGCUGAUUCCAUUCCAUGUGCAAAUUUGAAAACAGAAAUUCUUAUUGCUGAUAAAGUUUUCACCAAAUGUGAAAAUAAGCACGGUGAAAUUUUACCAUCCAUCUCACCAAGUGAUAAGAUGGAAUCAACAGUGGAUGGGCCUUGCCUAAUAAGUACACAAAAUUCUGGAUUUGAUACAAUUGGAACAUUCUCCUUUGAUGAAGCAUAUAUAAAUAGAGACAUGUUCAUGGCUGGCAGCAAACCUGAAUUGGGAAGUAGAGACCUACCACGUUCAGAGUUGACGCAGGAUUACCCAGAGUCAGCACCAGCUGUGGGAUGGUACUUGCAUCCCCCGGCAAAGAGGACAAACUGUGAGAGAGAUCUUGAGAACACUGAAGAAUGCACCAGUUCAAUACAUUCAGGGUCUUGUAGCUCAAAAUAUGAGGAAAGCAAUACCAGUGAGAAUAGCUAUGUGUCAUUUAGUCUAGAUGAGGAAUUUGUGACUGCAAUUAGAAAUGAACUGCGUGAUAAAUUACCUUGCACACGCCAACGAAGUGAAGAGGAAGAGGAGGAAGAGGAGGAGUUAGAAGAAGAUGAAGAAGAAGAAGAGGUCUCAGACCCAGAAGAUGAUUUACCCCAAGAAGAGAGAACAAAUAUCAUUAUCCAGUACAACAUGUACCCAGCACAACUCUCUCCAAUUUUAGAGGAACGAGAAAGUUUGAGUUCAAUCAGUGAUCAUUACUCUCCAUUAGCAUCAUCAAACCAGCUGGAUGCUUCAAAAUCAGGCUCUGGAAUAGAGUCGCUGAGUCCUGUCUUUGUGUUGGAUCCAAGAGAUGUUAACAGCAGGGCACAGUAUGAAGUGAAUGCUAGGAAAUUUGAACAGGAGAUUCGAGAAGCCCUUGAAAAUUGCAGUUUGACUAGUGAAGACACAAGCAGCUCCUGCGAAGAGGUUCAUAAAGAGAGCAGUGUUCUGUUUGAGGAUCUGGAGCAACAAACGUCAAAAGACCCACAACGAUUGUCAUUAGAUAGAAAGAACAUUGUAAUAGUCCGAGGCACCAAUCAGCAUCCUGAUGAUGAUGAUGAUCUUCUACUAAUAAACACUGAUACCAAUGAAGCAACAUUACUGGAGAGUCCAAAGCCAAAAUCACAUUUGGCUUUUGUGAAUAACAGAAGAACACCUCAAGAAAACAAGUCAGUUCAUACACUGUCAGGCACAGCCAACAUACUGAGUAAUGAUGAAAUUACUGUUGGAUCAAAUUCAGACACAUUCGUUAUUGACAGAAGUAGGUUCAGUGAUAUGUUUGACGAUUCAAAAUUGGGUCCAGGUCGGGAAUUGUUGUCUGAUGAUGAAGUAUACACACCAGACAGCAUAUCUCCCGAACAUGCAACAGGUACACCAUCUGCUUCCAUCCGCCAGUCGCCUGAUACUGAAAACUUAUCAGACUUCUUUCUAACACCGUCUGAAAAAUCAUAUAACACAAGUGAAUGCCCAAACAUCCUACAUGGUUCGCAGAAUUCCACUGUGUACAACCCACAUUUUCUUCAUACCUUGUCAAAGGAUAAUGAUAACCCAACCUUUGAAGAGGUGCAAGAAAUCUCAUUAGGAGUAGCCAACAAUGAGGCAGCAGAAAUAAUAUUGGAGCUUGAAAGUAGUGGCAUUUUUAAUAAUAAUAAUAACUGUACGAAUGAGAAAGAUAUUUUUACUGGAGUGUUGCCUUUGUGUGAGGAAGUAUCAAGACAUGAGUUACCCAGCUCUAGGACUUCAGAUAUCAAUGAUAACUGUGAGGUUUCAUCAGUACAGGAUAAUUCAGAGUCAUCAAAAAUGAGUAGAAAAGACUUCAAUGAUGAUAACAGCAAUCCUAAAAAGAUGUCCGCAGUUGAUCGGUUGAAUUAUUUAACAUCACCAAAUUUAGACGUGUUCUGUGCAAAGACAAUGGAAUCUGCAGAGGAUGAGUGUUCUGAGAAUGGCAACAACUACAGCAGUAGGCUGUUGCUGACCAAGACUUUGGACCUUCUUAAGAGACAUAAAGAAGCUCAGCAGAAUAACAAUGACCCAUAUCAAGAAGAUGAGGAAAAAGACUGGAGUCUCCCAAACCUAGAAGCUUCUGUCUUCAGUACAAAGGCACCAAUGCCUUCGCCAGAAGAGGAAUCAUGGAAGCAGAUACCAUCGCUUUUGGCUUUCUCAGAUUUAAAUGAGGUGAUAACUCGAUGCAGUAACAAGCAAGAAACAUUUGGCACAGUCUCCUUUAACGGUCCAACAAAUUAUGUGUCCUAUAGUGAUCACAAAGGAGUGGAUGAUGGUGAUCUCAUGUCCACAUCAUUCAGCAUCAAAGGUGAUCCUGGUGAUCCAGAAAGUUAUACUCCAGACUGGGAAAGUGAUUCUGAUGAGACGAAUGAAGAUGAUAACAAUUCUUCCUCAAGUGGUGAAUUCAUAUGGAAGGAUGGAGACAGAGAGUCCUCAUUGAAGGCUGUUGAUAUGUCUUCAGCAUCCAAUACCAGCAAGCCAUGUGAAGGUUUGUCCGACUUCCCCAUGGAGGUGAUUGCUGAAGAGGAGGAAGAGGAGGAAGAUGAUGAUGACGAUGAUGAUGCUGACGGUAGCAGUAGUUCUGGUAGUGGCACCGAAUUUGUUCCUUCAGCAUGGAAUAGUGAGGCAACGCCUAAUCGUUCAGCAUUACGGAGCCCAGACAAGAAGUCUGAUCAAAAGAAAAAUGUGUCAUUCAAGAAGCAGAAGUACCAUUCAGUGUACGAGUAUCCUCGUGAGACCAGCGAUUCAGACAGUGAAGGGUUUGACUCACCAACUCGCAGACAUUGGAACAGUCUGAUGUUGCAGUCAGCACAGCAGCCACAGGUGGACUACUCCAGCUUUGCAGACUGGGAACUGCUGGAGGGGGACAUUCUUCCAGAGGGAAGUGUUCCUGAUACAGAUGUGGACCCAGACAUUCCAGAGAAUACUACACAGCAGCAGCUGGACUUCUACAAGCUCAGCAGUGUUGACUAUGACUUUACUAAUGGAAUGGUAUCAGAAGAUGGCGAAUUUUACAUCAGCAGUUCUGCUCGUCCAUUCCAGUUCCCAGGUGGGACCAGCGAUAUGCUGACAAGCAACGGAAGUCAGUUCUUUCCUGGCCAGCUCUAUCUUAUGGGCAGUGAAUGCAAACAGGGUGACAUCACAGUGGAUUUUGUGACACCUGACAGUGGCAUUAUUGACAUCACUGCACCUGACAAGCUCUUGGCUCUAGAAACAGGUGUAGAUUCUUACAAUGAUGAAGUCGACACCAGUGCUUCAAGUAUAUCUGGGUUUGCUGUUAGUUUUGAUAAUCAAUUGGCUAGCCAUAAGUCAGACAGUAUGAAAAAAAUUGUUUGGGAAGAUGAAGUUGAUUGUGUUAAACCUGGUGCAGAUGAAACGUCCGGUAAGUGGUCAGCGGUAUCUUUGGAUGUUGGACAGAAGAUAUCCUUGGAGUGCGAGAAGCUGCAGAAAUUACCUUUUGCAGACUUCUUUGAGUUAGGAAGAGCGUCUGAUCAUAGCAGUAACACAGUGUCGAAUGCAUCAGUUACAAAUGAAAUGAGUUCAGGUGCAAGGUCUGUACCUAAUUCUGUAGUGGCUGGUAGAGACAGUGAAACAGCAGUGCAGUCACCACCCUCACCCCCAUCCCCAUCAGGGCUAGGAGAACUGAGACAUACAAGAGAUCGCUUAAAACUGGAUUUGCCCCUGUCUAGUACAACGUUUGUUCUGGACCCUCCAGUAGCCGGAAAGCGUCGGUCUGUGGAAACAGUGAAAGGUGAAGCAUCACUGCUGGACAGUGGGGAAGAAACUGAGGAUAGUGGCAUUGAGUCGAGCAAUGGCAUAGUGACAUCACUGACCAGGGAAGUGAGGUCUCAUACCGAGGACCCCAGUAAGACCUAACAGGUAAUUCCUAGCAUAGGAAAGUCACGUGUGUUAGAUGGCAGAGCUCAGAUAUUCCCUCAGUAUUGAACUGUUUAUAUAAGCACAUUGUUACGCAAAUGUUUUCUUUUGUGUAAGGAAAGGUAUGUUGCCAUUUCUUGCCCUAGCACAGAUUAGUGCAAGAUGUUGGAAUCAGUUUGAUCUCAGAUAUAGAUCCUGCCUUGCAUGAGUCACUGAACAAAGGAUGCUAAAGCACCUACUGUGCUGUAUGAACUGGAGUCCUGUGUGUAUGUAAGUUUCUCAGCUGUAAUCUGAAGUUGAAAAUUGCAGUUCUGCUUUCAGUAGACAGUACACAUUGAUAUCAUACUUCUAACUAAAUGCCAUAUACAGAAAGUAUAUUUGGUAACUGUGCUAAAGUCAUGGCCUUUGUACUGUAUGUGUUCACUGUGUGGGUUGCUGCCUUUCCUACUUAACUGGCCGUGGUAAUUACCUAAAGCAACUUUGUAAAGUGAAGGAUACUGGUCUGCUUAUAGUGUCUGCCUUACAUAUCUCUCAAAUUAAUUGUAUUGGCAUAAAUCACAGGGCCCAUAAUCAAUAAUCCUGUUCGCACUUGGAGCAUACCAAAUACCAACGUUUUGCAUCAUGAAAUGGAACGUUGUGAAUGAGGUAUGGGUUUCUUAUGCUCCAGUGCCUAUUGCUCCAUGUGUUCAUGCAUCCUUCCCAGUUUCUGAUGUCCUCCUUGUAGAAAUGAACUAAAUUUUAACAUCUGUAUGGCUGCAGCACAUAUUGACCCUCUCCUGGCUCUGGUCAAAUGGACUGCGAGCCCAAAUUUUGCUAUGUUAUUUUUACAGAUUGUUAUUUUGUUUUAUUUCUUGUUAAGAUAUAUAACUCAGGAAAUGUAGCCUGUAAAAGGAACACUGCUGCAAUAUGUUGUGUGAUCAGGCAGAGCAUCAGUAAGUCAGUUGAUUCCAGUAGGUGUCACUAGAAGACAAGUAAGGAACAUUAACACAUUCAUUGCCAGUCCCAUGACAAGACUGAUU